Arachis ipaensis is the source of this 3185-nucleotide messenger RNA. The record is from RefSeq and is a predicted model, not a curated record. NCBI's taxonomy places the organism in Eukaryota, Viridiplantae, Streptophyta, Magnoliopsida, Fabales, Fabaceae.
AUGGAAGAGUGCAAGCGUCAGGUAACCGGGUUUAAGAACAACGACUACAAGGGUUUCAAAGACUUGGAUGAGGCUAAGGCGUGGCUUGGGGCCGUUGCAGAACCAGCAGAUUUUGGGGGGGAGCCUCAACAGCUUGCUAUCGAGGCAGGGGAGCAACAUCAAGAGGGAGACCUCGGGCAAGACCUUCCGAAUCCGAUCCAACUACCGGUCUAUGGAAGCCCGCCGUCCCAUGAAACUGAAGACACCCAUGGGAGCUCAUCAAAUAGUCUGGAUGUUCGCGGUGGCAGCAGCAACUCGUAUGCCUUAGUAGGUGGUGUCGAAGGCUGUCCGAUGAAGGAGGGACCUUUCUUGCACGUGGAGGACAUGGAGUUGUUGCUAAUGCGUGCAUGCUCAUCCCUUGGCAUCGGGGCUCCCAUUUUCAUAUGCCAGGAGAACAGGUCUAGUGAGGAGGCCGUUCGCUUUGCGUUCACCGUGGUUCUGCCUUAUAACAGCAGGGGCCUGGAGCUCGUUGCACAUGGACCCACUUCAGCGGAUGUGCGAGUGGCUCGUCAAGAAGUAUCAUUUGCAAUGUUGGAGAAAAUGGUAGCAGCAACUGGAUAUAGCAUAUGCGACUACAACUACCACACAGUUGCCCGCAUGGAGGAACGCUGGAGAGAGAUUCAGGAUGCCAGUUUAUCUUCCGUGGCACACUGGAUUCAUCUUCUAAAAGAGGAAAAUGCUGAUCUUCAGCAUCAGGUUGAGAUGAUAAAUGAAAUGCUGGAAGAGUAGUGGUUCAUUUUACAAUUUAGGGUCGGGUCUGAGGUAUGUGUGCUUAUGACAGUGGCUGUUGAAGGUUAAGGUUUUUACUCUAGUAGAAUAUGUUGUUACUUUAGGAUAAGUUAGGGUAAGUUUUGGUUGCUAACAUUACUAGGAUUGGGGUGAGUAUCUCUGGUGGAGUAGUAGGCAUUCAUGGUGAAGUUGAAUGUAACAUGGAUAUGUAUAUUCUAGUUAUGAUGAAUAUGAUGGAUGAUUAAGAAAGUGAAUGUUUGAUUUCCAUUUCUGAAUCAGUAUUUGACUAUGUAUUUAAACACUAACAAUGUGGUUUUGUUGCUAAUUUCAUGGUGUUGGAGUCUUGAUUUUUUUAUUCUUCCUGUUGACGCCACUGGCAAGCACCGAGGGGGUACGUAGUUAUUUGGUAGGAAAAUAGGUGGAAGAAGCAAAUUAGUUGUAAAUAAUGGUUAAAUAUUUGGUUGAUUAGAUUUUUCAAUAUUUUGGUUUAAAGUGAACCCAAUUCCAUUCAAUAAUGGUUAUUUUGAAAUUAAAUUUGUGAUUAUUUUACCAUUUUAACAAAAUAGGAGGUGAUUAAUGUGUUUUAGCUAUGAAGCCGUGGAUAAAGGGUUCGGGGAAGAAGUAGCCAAUGGCCUAAAAGAAUAUAAACCUGUAACUCGCUUUUGAAAAAGAAAUAUUUAAGUUAAGUUUUCGCAGCCAUCAAUCAUGUCCAAUCAAUCUAUCUAGUAGCAUGACAGAUAGUAGUGGAAAGGAUUUGGUUGAGUGGCUCGGUGACCACCUCGUGACUCGUAACAAAUCUUGCAAUAGAAGAUUACCAUCAAAAGAUGGGAGAAAUUUUGUUGGGCCUCAAUGGUUGGGCCUUUGGAUGCAUUUCAUUCCCUUUCUGUAAGGCGGGGCCUAUCCCAGUGAAUGAAACGAGUUGACACCUGGGUUAAUAAAGUAACUGGUCCCAUUGUACUGGUAGUACGAACCCCCCCAGCAAUCUUCCUGAGUUCCAUUUGCCGCGUAAAGUUGAAUUCUUGAGGGAUGAAAAUGGGUGAUCAAAAGGAUGGCAUUGGUGAAGCUCCAAGAUCAAUUGAAGUUCCUCCAAACUUUGCAUCGAUGGAGGCAUCCGUGUUAGACGAGAUUGUGAGGUAUGUCUAUGUUUUCCAUGUCUGUAUAUGCAUAUCCAUGUAAGAGGUUCAUGUUUGAAGGUACUGAAUCAUUUGUUAUUUGCAUCAACACGGAGAAGAAGAAUGCACAUGAAGAGGAUGGAUCUGCUCCGGAGGACAGGAUCAUGGCUGUGUUCAACAAGAUACAUGAGGUCAGUAUGGUGAUAUUGUUAAUGGUACUAGUGUGGCAAGUUUCCAGAGUCAGGUUAUCAUUGUCGACAUUACACGUUUUUCUGUUGUAGCUGUUGAUGGACAACGAUCGAGAUGUGCGGAAAGUCAUGGAGUCUCAAGGAAAGCAGAUAAAAGGAUUGUUGGAGCUUGCGGCAGAGAACUGCAAAGUCAUCGCCUUGUUGUGGGAAGACUACGCGGUGAGGUGCAAAGGAGAAGCUAUGGUUGCUGAUGUUGACAUGAAGAAGCAACGUUCAGUGGGUUGUUCAAGUACACGAAGGGGUAAUGUCACUUAUGCGAGUUCCACCAAACAGAGGACGAGAAAAAAGGGGAUCAGCCAACUAGAGAUGUGGAAGCUGUUAUUGGGAAUGCUGAAUCCAUUUUAAGAAACAUCCCGGGAUUACCAUACUCCUCCAUUGUUUACACUACCGUCGUCGACACCCUCCGCUUACUAACAAAGUUUAGACCUCCAACCGCAUCUAUCUCCUUUUUCACGUUGGUGAAAAUGGUCCGCGUAUAUACCAUGGCAGCACAUUUUUCGAUUGGAUCAAGGCACGUCGUCAUAACAGGGACGUUAUAGAUGGAGUUGAACUGUGCAACCAUCUCAUUAUUUUGAUAUUCACGAAGGACUAGCUCAAGGUUUUGCACAAGCUCCAGUAUAGUGUGCUUCGAGCUAAGGAAUUUCUUCACAUGGGAAUUUAUACCCUCGCAUCGCGAUGUGGUACGAAACCCAGCACAGAACUUGUUGCCAAGGUAUGCAUUCGUCCACAUCUUUCUCUUUUCGUACAUCUGCAUUGCCCACAACUUAUCAUGUAACUCGUAUUCAUCCGCUGCUUCAUCCCAUUCCGCUUCAAAGUCAUCUAUCGACAUAUCCGCAUACAACCACCUUGAAAACAAGUCCCUGAACAUCUGCUCAUUCCCAUUAGAUGUAACAUUCUUUUGUAGAUGCUAAGCACACAGGCGAUGGGUUGCACUAGGAAAAACUUCCGUAACUGCGGCAAUAAUGGCAUCAUCGCCGUCUAUGACUACAACAGAUGGAAAUUUAUUACACAUCACCUCAAGGAGAUUUUCUAGCAUCCACUUGUACGAAGCAAUCGU